Penicillium samsonianum is the source of this 2469-nucleotide messenger RNA. RefSeq lists its product as uncharacterized. The transcript has 10 exons. The coding region runs from base 1 to 2469 and encodes 822 amino acids. NCBI's taxonomy places the organism in Eukaryota, Fungi, Ascomycota, Eurotiomycetes, Eurotiales, Aspergillaceae. Gene Ontology annotation, molecular function: carbohydrate binding; oxidoreductase activity. The record is from RefSeq and is a predicted model, not a curated record.
AUGGCAUCUGAAUCAUCUGCGCACGAGUACUACCAGAUCCAAGCCCGGUUUCCGGUCAAAGAUUCCAACCCUGAUGAUGGCAUCAACCGCAAGGUCUUUGUCCGGCAGGAUAUCGAUGAAUGGAGCAGCAAGAAGUCGAACAAAAAGCAGGUGGAUCUUUUCAUCCUGGCUCUGGACAAUUUCCAGAAGUUGGACCCUAAAGAAAGACUGUCUUACUUUCAAGUCGCCGGUAUUCAUGGACAACCCUUUGUACGAUGGGAUGAUCCUAGCCCGGCGCCCAUGAAAAAUGGCUACUGCUUCCAUUCUCAUGUGAUAUUUCCCAUUUGGCAUAGGCCAUAUGUGCUUCUUUUCGAGCAAGUCGUGUAUGACAUCAUGAUCAAGGAGGUUAUCCCUCAAUUUCCGGAAGCCCAUCAAGCUUCAUGGCGUGAACAAGCCGAAUCGUGGCGUCUUCCCUUCUGGGACUGGGCACGAAAUGGACGUGUCCCUGACUUGGCAAAAUACCCUACCAUCACUGUUUCUGGGCCUCAGGGCGGAUCGGUUCGAAUCAACAAUCCCCUGUUUCAGUUUCGCAUGCCCACAGACAAGCCGAUGCGAAGUGAGGGCGUCGGUACUGAAAACACAUGGGAAAACGACACCGAACAGGAAGAUUAUAAGAACUUUGGCAAUGCAAUCGGAACCAGCCGUUGGCCGGACGAAGAGGACCAGAAUCCAACCAGUCAGGGCUGGCGCCACGGUGUAGUCAAUAACCGCAAAGUGGCAGACGCUUUCAAUUCUCACGAAGGAUAUAACGACAAGAACCAUGGUCCUGCAGCUGAAAUGGUGUAUCGACUGCUUACCGUGCCCAUGGACUACACUACCUUUGCAAGCACAAAUCCAACCUCGAAAGAUCAAAACGUUGAUGAAGACUUGAACAUAGAAUAUAUCCACAACAAUGUUCAUGGCUGGACAGGUGCUGCAGGACAUAUGGGAAAUGUACCAGUUGCCUCUUUUGACCCGCUGUUCUUCUUGCACCAUUGCAACAUCGAUCGUCUUUUCGCAAUCUGGCAAGCUCUCAACCCGGACAAGUGGAUGGAUAACAUUCCUGCCGACAAUGCUACCAUCCGUGAUUCAUUUGGCAAAGAGCACAUCGUGAAUGGGAACACGCCUCUUCAGCCAUUCAGACGUGAUGCUGAAGGAAACUAUUGGACGCCUGAAGGAAUUAGAUUUCCCUCCAAUCUGGGAUAUUCUUAUCCCGAACUGCCACGAUGGGAGACUAAAUACCGCCAGGAGGACGGAACACUCAACCAAGUUCUGUUCAAAGAUAAUAUCACCACCAUUAUCAAUAGAUUAUAUGGUGUGUCGCGUGAUUUGGUAUUGGACCCUAAAGCUCCAACCCCAGAGGGCGUUGAGGCAAUUGACGGUGGGCUCAAAAUUACCGACUUCGCCUUCAGUGUUCGGUUCUUGAAAUACGCAUUGGGAGGGCGGCCUUUCUGGGUCAAAUUGUAUCUCGCCCAAGAGGACGGCAUACAAACCCCACUGACAGACUUGAUCUCCGAGGUUUAUAACUUCAGUCAAAAGCCCGAGUUGGAUGGCUCUUCGGUCUGCGGGAACUGCACAAAAGGACAAAAAUCGCGCGUCAAGUCAACCGCUUACAUCCCAAUUACUCCUGUUCUUUACAAGCUUCUCAGGGGUGGACGCAAACUGAAGUCCUUGACUCGCGACGAGGUUUUGGCGUAUAUACGAAGGCGCGCAUACUGGCGGGUAUUCAAGAACGAGAAAGAAUUACCCCGCUACGAGGUUGAGAAGCUGGAGCUAGAAAUCAUUGGCAGCAGCAAUGACACCAAGCACUUCACCAACCCCGCUAUUCCACCAGCCUUCGAAAACUUCAAGAAAGAGCCUACCAUCACAGGCGGUGCUGAUGGAGCGCUGGAUCCAGAGCUGAAGCAGCCGAAGACUGACCCACCGGCUCCCCGACCGAGACGACCAAGAGCGAAUCUACCACUACAUGGCAGUCUUAAAUUCCAGCAGACUCUCAAGGCCGACAGUGUCAUUCUCAUCGAGUCGUCGAGCGUCGAUCCUGUCAAACCCGACGAUGGCAUCGACAUGACCCAAAUUUCAAUCAUGGAUGCGGAGAACGAUACUAUCUUCCAUAUCUCUAUUCGCCGAGCUCAAGGUCAAAUCAUUUUCAAUUCCAAGCUCGGUGGAUCAUGGGGUGAGGAGGAACGGAUCGACAUUGACCGUCGAUUCGACAGUGAGGAUGGUGCGACAAUUUUGAUUCAUGACCAAGGAGAAGGCUUCGAAGUUUCCAUUGACUGGGUCCACGCAAUUUGGUUUGCUAAACGUGCCCGGGGCAGGACACCACAGUUAAUUCAGUAUGAAAUUGGGAACAAAGAGGGAACCUCUGCUUUAUCCGAGGAUCUCGAAGUGCGCACCUAUCCUUCGAUGAAAGCUUUGUUCCUCCAAAAGCAUGCUCACGAGGAAGAGAAGUAG